Molecule: messenger RNA, 2440 nt
Organism: Harmonia axyridis
Lineage: Eukaryota; Metazoa; Arthropoda; Insecta; Coleoptera; Coccinellidae
Product: zinc finger protein 711-like
Exons: 2
Coding region: 340-1848 (502 amino acids)
Biological process (GO): regulation of transcription by RNA polymerase II
Cellular component (GO): nucleus
Molecular function (GO): RNA polymerase II transcription regulatory region sequence-specific DNA binding; DNA-binding transcription factor activity, RNA polymerase II-specific
Source: RefSeq, a predicted model, not a curated record
CGUUCCAUACAUCAGAAAAUUAUAUAUGUAUCAUUUUUUAUAGUUUGUACUUUUACCUAUACGUUCUUAUAACCAUUCAAUUUGAAGAGUUUUGUCAGAGUAUUUCUAUAAACAUCUUGGCUUCAAGGAUGAAUUUAGUUGCAGCAGUAACUGUCGUAUUUAGAAUCAGAAUAAAUAUUCAAAGAUAUAGGUAACCUGAUAUUAUAACUGUCGAGACCGAUAGCGGGAUCUGGUGACAUAUUUCUAUUUUCUAUGAAUACUUCAAAUACCUGAUUAAUUUUUCGAUUUGGCAACGUAGCUGCCAAUUUCAUGUGACAGAUUCGAGGGUCUAUUCUACAUAUGUACCCAGAAAAAUAUAUGAGUAUUCACAACAGAAGAGUUAAGACUGAAUUAGAAAAAAUGGGACAAGAUGAUGAUAGGAUAUCAUUUGACUAUGAUGUCCAGCAUACAAUUGACGGGCAGUAUACUGAAGAUAUAAAGACCGAAGACGUUAAGACGGAAGAUAUAGAUAUUGUUGACCAGUACAUUGAUGAGAAUGGAAUAAGAUCGUCGAUUGGAUAUGAAACUGAAAUGAAGAGAGAUUGUAGUUUCAAUGAGAAAAUUACUUGUGAAAUUAAGCCAUUGGGUAGUAAACAUGACUCAUCUAAUAAAUAUAAAACUAGGAAUCAUAUGGAUGCUGCUCCUUCGAAUAAACAUGAACAAGAAUGUCUAGUAUGUGAGUAUUCAACAAAUGACAAGAUAAAUCUAAAACGGCAUUUUGAUGCUGUUCAUUUGAAUAAGCGAGAACAUUAUUGUAAGUUUUGUGAGUAUUCUGCUAAACAUAAGCAGGGACUUGAAAACCAUAUAAAGGCUGUUCAUUUGGAUAAACGAGAACAUAAAUGUCACCUGCGCAACUAUGCUUCAGCUUAUAAACAGAAUAUCAAAAAGCAUAUAGUUGCAGUUCAUUCAAAUAAACGAGAACAUAAAUGUGUGUUUUGUGAGUAUGCUGUUAAAAAAAAGAAAGUUCUUGAAAACCAUAUAAAGGCUGUUCAUUUGGAUAAACGAGAACAUAAAUGUCACCUGUGCAACUUCGCUUCAGCUUAUAAACGGAACCUCAAAAGGCAUAUAGUUGCAGUUCAUUCGAAUAAACGAGAACAUAAAUGUGUGUUUUGUGAGUAUGCUGCUAACGAAAAGAAACAUCUUGAAAACCAUAUAAAGGCUGUUCAUUUGAAUAAACGAGAACAUAAAUGUCACCUGUGCAACUAUGCUUCAGCUUAUAAACAGAACAUCAAAAAGCAUAUAGUUGCAGUUCAUUCGAAUAAACGAGAACAUAAAUGUGUGUUUUGUGAGUAUGCUGCUAAACAUAAGUCAGAACUGGAUACUCAUAUGAAGGCUGUUCAUUUGGGUAGACGAGAACAUAGAUGUCACAUGUGCAAUUUUGCUUCAGCUUAUAAACAGAACAUCAAAAAGCAUAUAGUUGCAGUUCAUUCGAAUAAACGAGAACAUAAAUGUGAGUUUUGUGAGUUUACAGCUAACCAGAAGGGAAGCCUUGAAAAUCAUAUAAAGGCUGUUCAUUUGGAUGACCGAGAAUAUAGAUGUCACCUAUGCAGCUUUAUUUCAGCUCAUAAAAAUAACAUCAAACAGCAUAUAGAUGCAGUUCAUUUGAAAAAACGAGAACAUAAAUGUGAAAUUUGUGAGUAUGCAGCUAACCAGAAGAAAGAUCUUGAAAUUCAUAUGAAGGCUGUUCAUUUGGAUAAACGAGAACAGAGAUGUCACAUGUGCAGCUUUGCUUCAGCUUAUAAAAAGAGCAUCAAAAGGCAUAUAGAUGAAGUUCAUUUGAAGUAUGAACGAAAAGGGAGGAGUCGAUAAAUAUAUGAAUGUUAUUCGCUUCAAUAAACGAGAAUGUGUUAACAUUUUUAACUCAUAUUCAUAAUCACACUCAUACUCGCAUACGAGUAUGAUUCAGUUAUAAAAAAAACCUAAAAAAGCAUAUAAAUACUAUUCAUUUGAAUGAAAAAAACUAAAAUAUCACGUAUACAAGUUCACUGUGUUUGGUAACAAAAUUGUCAUGGGAAAAUGAGUAACUACCUCUAGUGCCUGAUGAUGUUAUGACGAUUCAGAAUUGAAUAAUUUAAUCCUGAGGACAAAUGUAACUGAGGUACCUCUCAACAAUCAGAUUGUGAAUAUCAACGCUUGCAGAACAGAAUUAAUCAAUAUUCAUUUUAUCGAAUUAAUUAGUAAAAUUCUCAAAGAACCUAUUUUAAAUAUUGAUUUUUUUUAAAUUAAUUUCUGAACAACAAUUUCUUCAUAAUUAAUUCAUAAGCAGUAAUAUUCCUAAAUAAAGCUAUUUCAAAUAUUGAUUUUCAUUUUAAUUAAUUUAUGAACAACAAUUUCUUCAAAAUUAAUCUUAAGCAGUAAUCCAUAAGAAGUAAUAUCAUUGAAUAAACCUAUUUUAAAUAUA